Molecule: messenger RNA, 1584 nt
Organism: Schistocerca piceifrons (Central American locust)
Lineage: Eukaryota; Metazoa; Arthropoda; Insecta; Orthoptera; Acrididae
Gene: Teh1
Product: protein tipE
Exons: 3
Coding region: 1-906 (301 amino acids)
Biological process (GO): regulation of sodium ion transport
Molecular function (GO): sodium channel regulator activity
Source: RefSeq, a predicted model, not a curated record
AUGGAGCGCGUAAGGCAUGCGCAGCUCGGCGCGCUGGGCCGCAGGCGCCGGGGGUCCGCGGUGGUGGGGCAGUUGGGCUGGCGCGCCGGAGCCAUGAGGAGUCGCGGCAGCUCGGAGUUGCUUCUCGGCGAGCUGGCGGGACGGGCGCGCAGAACAUUGGCCCUGCCGUUGGCAGGGCCCCCCCUGCCGCCCCCGACCCGCACCUGCCGCCAGCACAUAUGGUGGUACGGCACCUGGGUGCUGUCUACCGCACUCGUCUUCUCUGGCUGCGCCCUGCUCUUCCUGGUGCCGCUCUACGUCGAUCCUGCCAUCUCCACUUUGGCUGCCGACUUCUACCCAUUCCCAGUUGAAUGUGUCACCGUACGGCGGGAGGACCUGACUGGGCUGUACAACUGCACUUGGAGCUCAUGUCGCGAGGGGUGCACCAGCGAUGUGUACUCCUGCACUCACCUGUAUGUGAACUACAAGCGACCCCUGUACGAGUACAAGGGAGAGAAUGAGAGCGAAGCUGCCGCCGUGCUUGCGGCCGGGCCCGUCGUGUGCGAGCGGGAGGCUGUGCUGCUCGUCAACAUCAAGGGCUGCGGCUAUCCGCCGGAGGUGGUGUGUGACAACUUCACCGCAAGCUACGGCACCGAGGGCGCCACCUACCCCUGCUACUUCUCCAGGGUCAACAAGUCACAGGUCAUCCCGCUGUACGAGCGCGAGCACCAUGUGUCCAUCAUUAUCAACUACCUGGCUAUACCACUGAUCAUCACGAUUGCGUCGUCGCUGGUUCUGUGCGCCAUGCACUGCGACUGCUCGGCCACUGAGCGCUUGCGUCGCUUCAAGUCUCGGGCCACAAUGCGUGACUUCAGUGAAUGCCACCGGUCACCUUCGAACGUGGGCAUGCUGUCCUCACAUCCGUAAGGUGGCUGUAGCCGGCGGCGUCUACCGACUAAGAUUUGUCCUAUCAAGAAUAAAAGGCGGCCUCUUACACCUUUUGUACGCCUCUCAGAAUCAUGACCUUUCAAGUAAAUGCUUGCAUCAAAGUACUGUAAAUAUAACAGUGAACAACUUUAAACCAAGAGAAAGUAACCGAAGGUGAUGGCACUAUCAUCAUUAAGUGCCAAUCGACAUCACCUCCAUUUGCUGUUUCCACGUAUUCUACAAGUUAAUAUGUGGUCGACACAUAACACAUCAUUUUUUUCCCAUUUCCAGUGUCGUGCGCUGAUAACAGUAGUGUCACCCAUUGAAAGUAAAUACUGAACUUUUGGAAUUUUCUUUUUCUCUGUGUUCUUCAGUGAUAACCUGAUUCUCACUGAAGCUAUUUGUAUCGUAACGCAAGUUACGUUUCUUUUAUUCGUUAAGAGAGCUGCUACAUAACGUACAUAUGUACAUAACAAAAAUAUUACACAAAGAUGUAUCUGUUUAACUGAUCUAUUAUUGUAAGUGGUUAAAGUUAGGAAAUGUUUAUGAUGUGGUAAAGCCACACAGUAGAAAAGUGUAUCACAUAGCUGAAUGUUCUAUUUAUAUGUCCCAGAACCCAUGUAUAGCUAAGGUGUCAUGCAUAUUAAUCUAUAUAUUAUUAUGGACAAUCCCAGAAAU